Molecule: messenger RNA, 1797 nt
Organism: Oxyura jamaicensis (ruddy duck)
Lineage: Eukaryota; Metazoa; Chordata; Aves; Anseriformes; Anatidae
Exons: 5
Coding region: 96-1235 (379 amino acids)
Source: RefSeq, a predicted model, not a curated record
CAUCCUUUAAACAUUUCUCCUCACCUACUUCAAGUCACAUCAUCCAUUAGUGACCUAAGCCAGUAGGAUUUAAUGAUUUCUUGGUGAACAAGCCCAUGCAGAAAUGUAUACAUAAGAGCAAAGAAACGGUCAUUUCUAAAAUGUUACCUAUUUUCACCUUCCAGGCUGCAUUGUGUGCACUUGUUAUUCUUGAAGCUGACGGCAAUGUGACAACGGUAAAUGGGAAUGAGUGCGACUAUGUUAUUUUUGACCCUGGCUAUGCCCAGUCAGAGCAUCGUUCUCAGAUCAGAUGGUACAAGGGAGACGUGCCCUUAAAGCAGGGGACACGUGGCAGCACUGGGUACGGCCAGCGGAUUCGUGUCUUUCGUAAUGGAACACUGGGGCUCCGCGUUGCUGGGAAGGAGGAUGCAGGACGGUACACAGCUAAGGUCUGCGCCAGCUCUCAGCAUUGUCUCCACCAAAGGACAUUUCAGUUACGUGUACAUGGAUACCUUGUCAGAGGGAUUGUAGGUGACUGCGUUGCUUUUCACCUGGCCUGCCUGCAGUCAGCUGGGUACAUCCAUGCCAUCUGGAAGAAAGACAGACAGCGAGUGGCACAGAUCAGAAGGCAACCGGUAAACGCUUCAGAGGUCUACUGCAAGAGGGCCCGUGUGUUCUACAACGGCAGCAUGAGUCUUUGCCCCGCAGAAUGGAGAGAUCAGGGAGAGUACGUGGCAGAAGUGUAUGAUCAGGAUGGCUUGCAUCUGCAUCAGAUUUUUCACCUGGAACUGAAGAAAGUGGAAACUCUUCAAGAAAUCACAGAACUUAUCGGUGGGUCCAUAUUCCUGAAUCUAACAGAGAUGAUGCCGGAACACUUCCUCCAGGUAGUCUGGAAAAAGGAGAACACAGAAGUAGCUUGGACAAAUGGUUCUUGGUUUUGGUACCAUGGAGAAUACGUUAACAGGUCUGAGAUUGUGUCUAGUCACAGCCUUAGACUAGACAAGAUUGAGACAAGUGACCGUGGCAGCUAUUCUAUAGAAGUGAAAGACAGAGAUGGCAGAGUUGUGUACGAAGGCAUCACUCAUGUGAAUAUUGAGCAAAAGGAGACGCUUGGAAGAAAUCCUUCUCUCUAUGUUCUCAUAGUAGCAGCAGCUGUUGUAGUUACUAUUUUCUUGGUUGCACUGAUAUGGGGUUUUCAGAAGCCUGGGCAUAGGACAGGUAAGAAAUCUCCUUCAACACCUAAAUCACCUAUUUAAAUAGCAAGUGAUGCGUGAUCCAGUUCUCUGCAUUCAGGAGAUAUCUGACUGGUUUUUGGUAUGAGUUUGGUCCAGAGGAGCAGGCUGCAGCUUUGCAUUGCUGUCAGUGCUGGUGACAGCACGUGGCUCUGCUGUAGGGACUGACUGCCCGAGGCCUUUCCACACUGAUGGGAGAAUUUUCAGCCCUGCUUGCCAAGGUCCUGUGCUGGGAGUGUCCAGGCUGGUCCUGUGUCUGCAGGGUGGAUUUGCGUCAAGGCCUUAGGAGGCUGUGGCAGCUGCCCUUCUCCUGUUUGUGUGGUGUGUAGUCCGAUGAGAGCUGUGUUUUUAUUUAUUUAUUUAUUUUCCUGUGGUGGGACACUGACUGGUAGGAUAGGGCCUCAUAUCUCUGCUUGUGGGACUUGUGCCCUUGAACUCCCCUGGGAUUGGUCACUUCUGGGAGCACAGAGUUGGUGAGUGCAGGCAAGGGGAGGGACCUGUGUUUCCUCCUGAGCUGGUGAGCUGGGGCUGAAACCAAGUCAACCUUCCCAAGUGCCUGGCAGUGUAGCACAGUAUGGAUGAAGCU